GGGGGGGGGGGAGGGGGAGAUGGUCCAGCAGACCAACAACGCGGAGAACACCGAAGCCCUCCUGGCCGGCGAGACGUCGGACUCCGGGGCCGGCCUGGAGCUGGGCAUCGCCUCCUCCCCCACGCCGGCCUCCGGCGCGCACACGGGGGGCCGGCCCGACGACCCCGGCUGGUGCAAGACUCCCAGCGGACACAUCAAGCGGCCCAUGAACGCCUUCAUGGUCUGGUCGCAGAUCGAGAGGAGGAAGAUCAUGGAGCAGUCGCCGGACAUGCACAACGCCGAGAUCUCCAAGCGCCUGGGUAAGCGGUGGAAGCUGCUCAAGGACGGGGACAAGAUCCCCUUCAUCCGAGAGGCGGAAAGGCUGCGCCUCAAGCACAUGGCCGACUAUCCCGACUACAAGUACCGCCCCAGGAAGAAGGUCAAGUCCGCCAACGCCAACGCGCCGCCCUCCGGCCCGGCCGCCAAGCCGGGGGACAAGGGCGGAGGGCCCGGGGCGCCCCGACCCGCGCCCAAAAAGAGCGGCGGGAAACCGUCCUCGCCGCCCGCCAGGACCCCCGCCUCGUCUUCGGAGGCCGAAGCCCCGACGCCUCCCGCGCCGCUCCCGGCCUCCUCCCCGGCGGACAAGAGAGCCAAACGGGGGAUGCCCGCCGUCGCCUCCUCCUCCUCCUCCUCCUCCUCCUCCUCCUCCUCCGCGCAGCCCUCCGCGGCGGCGGGCGACCCGCUCCCCGCGCCGAGGCCUCCGUCGCCCGCCACGUCCAGCGCGGCCUCGUGCCCGUCGUCGUCGGAGGAGGACGAGUUCGACGACGACCUGCUGGAUCUGCGGCCCGGCCCGGGCUUCGAGAGCAUGGCCCUGGGCGGCCUCGGCUCCUCUUCCUCCUCCUCCUCCUCCUCCUCCUCCUCCUCUUCCUCCUCUUCCUCCUCUUCCUCUUCUUCCUCCUCUUCCUCGGCCCUGGACCGGGACCUGGAUUUUAGCCUGGAGGCCGGCUCCGGCUCCCACUUCGAGUUCCCGGACUACUGCACGCCCGAGGUCAGCGAGAUGAUCUCCGGGGACUGGCUGGAGUCCAGCAUCUCCAACCUGGUCUUCACCUACUGACCUUGGGAGGACACGGGCACCUCCACCCACCCGCCUCCCCCCGGGAAGACAGGAGAAGAAAGAAAAUCAGAGGAAAAAUGCCGCCCGCUCCCUCCUCCGUCCCCUUUGCAUGGACCUCCU
Ornithorhynchus anatinus (platypus) is the source of this 1213-nucleotide messenger RNA. It is a transcript of the gene SOX4, whose product is annotated as SRY-box transcription factor 4. Lineage: Eukaryota; Metazoa; Chordata; Mammalia; Monotremata; Ornithorhynchidae. The transcript has a single exon. Gene Ontology annotation, molecular function: RNA polymerase II cis-regulatory region sequence-specific DNA binding; DNA-binding transcription activator activity, RNA polymerase II-specific. Gene Ontology annotation, biological process: cell differentiation; positive regulation of transcription by RNA polymerase II; anatomical structure morphogenesis. The coding region runs from base 20 to 1093 and encodes 357 amino acids. The record is from RefSeq and is a predicted model, not a curated record.